CCUUUCUUUUUCCUUGUCCUACUCGCUUGGUCUCUUCUCUCCCUCUCUCUCUUUUCCUUUUCUUCUUCUUCUUCAUCUUCUUCAUUUCAUUUCAUGAUAUGGGCUAUUACCUUUUCUUUACCUGGAAAUGUUGAAGAAACCCAAAAGCAAAAACCUUUAGCCUAUGGAUCAGAUGUGCUUAAAUGGAUCGAGUGGAGAACUGGGGUCAUCAUACUGCUAGCUGUUUCUGUCUCUCUUAGUACUUUAAUCAUAUAAUAUGACAACUUGUGUGUGUAUGGGAUUGGGGGGUACUUGAGAGAAUGAGUUCAGGGACUGAUAUGAUCAUGGAGAUUACUACUUCUACUACUACUACUACAACCACUACUCAUGAGGAUCCUAAUACUAUUACGAAUGCUGCUGAUGCUGCUGAUUCUUUAGAGACGAAUCAUACCCAAAUCAAUACCGGAAAGCCUCCCAGAAACCUCUCCCUUAUGCGCCAUUGCACCAGCUCUGCUUUUUUGCCUGAUUCUGAUUAUGAUGUGGCUAGCUUUGGCUUCAAAUCACCAUCCGACGAGAAAUCAAAGUUUCAACCUAUAUUCCGUUCCGGUUGCUGUUCUGAGAAAGGUCCAAAACAGUACAUGGAGGAUGAGUAUAUCUGUGUAGACAACCUCUCUCAACAUCUUGGUGCACCCCCUUCGUUCCCUUCUCCAGGGGCAUUUUAUGGGGUAUUUGAUGGACAUGGAGGUAUAGAUGCAGCCUCAUUCACCAGAAAGAACAUCCUUAAAUUCAUAGCCGAGGAUUCCCAGUUCCCAAGUGGCCUCAAAAAGUCAGUGAAGAAUGCUUUUGUGAAAGUGGAUCAUGCACUUGCAGAUUCCAGCUCUCUUGAUACUUCCUCUGGUACCACUGCCUUAACAGCCCUUAUUUUGGGCAGGACCAUGCUGAUAGCAAAUGCAGGGGACUGUCGAGCAGUGUUGGGCAAAAGAGGAAGAGCAAUAGAGCUGUCAAAAGAUCACAAGCCCAACCGCACCUCCGAAAGACUCAGAAUUGAAAAGCUGGGAGGAAUCAUCUACGAUGGCUACUUGAAUGGGCAGCUCUCAGUGGCCCGCGCCCUUGGGGAUUGGCACAUCAAAGGCUCUAAAGGGUCGUUGUGCCCUUUGAGCUCAGAGCCGGAAUUGGAGGAGUUGUUGCUGACAGAAGAAGAUGAGUACUUGAUAAUGGGAUGUGAUGGGUUGUGGGAUGUGAUGAGUAGCCAGUGUGCUGUUACAAUGGUGAGAAAGGAGCUGAUGCAGCAUAAUGACCCCGAGAGAUGUUCGAGAGCGCUUGUCAAGGAGGCGCUGCAGCGCAACAGUUGUGACAAUCUUACAGUGGUUGUGGUGUGUUUCUGCCCUGAUCCACCACCCAAGAUUGAAAUUCCUAGGUCUCACAGGAGGAGGAGUAUAUCAGCCGAAGGCCUGGAUCUUCUCAAGGGUUGCUUGAACAGUGGAGUGUGAGACUAUAUCUACUAUGGAAACGCAUGCAGCAUGACAUUUUUACAUACAUUUGGUGUACACGAUGAGGCUUUGAUCUGCUAGUAGGACUUCUAUUCUCUCUCUUUUCUCUUUUGUUGUGUCUAUUGCUUAUAAUAACUGUUUGUAAUCAUACAUCUAAAACAAAAGGCAAUCUAAAUUUUGUUCUUAGAGUAAUAGUUAUGAGGGGUGCACAUUUGUCGGA
This is a messenger RNA of Humulus lupulus (European hop), 1689 nucleotides long. Its product is annotated as probable protein phosphatase 2C 47. Gene Ontology annotation, biological process: protein dephosphorylation. The transcript has 4 exons. Gene Ontology annotation, molecular function: cation binding; protein serine/threonine phosphatase activity. NCBI's taxonomy places the organism in Eukaryota, Viridiplantae, Streptophyta, Magnoliopsida, Rosales, Cannabaceae. The record is from RefSeq and is a predicted model, not a curated record. Bases 300 to 1469 code for a protein of 389 amino acids.